Molecule: messenger RNA, 2955 nt
Organism: Bactrocera tryoni
Lineage: Eukaryota; Metazoa; Arthropoda; Insecta; Diptera; Tephritidae
Product: zinc finger protein 616
Exons: 6
Coding region: 312-2870 (852 amino acids)
Biological process (GO): regulation of transcription by RNA polymerase II
Cellular component (GO): nucleus
Molecular function (GO): DNA-binding transcription factor activity; RNA polymerase II cis-regulatory region sequence-specific DNA binding; zinc ion binding
Source: RefSeq, a predicted model, not a curated record
GCUAAAUAAAUAAAUGAAAAAAAAAAAUGAUAAUUAAUCUUUAGGUUUGUCGUUCGGAAAAGCAAUUAAGUUAUAGUAGAAUUUAAUGUGAUAAAUUUCAUGCUGUAUGUACAUAGUUAGAGUGUUAGGGAUAGCAAUAGUGCAAAUGCCCCGACAGGUGAACAUUUUGGUUUUGGUAAAAUUGAUGACGAAAAUGCAAAUGUGUGCUUAAUGCUUUUGCGGUCAACAAGCUGAAAUAAUAGGGUGUAACCACUGCGUCAUUGCAUCGUGAAUAACGGCGAGUAAUAGUGUGUAUUUAUGUUGGUGCUACGAUGGAGACAUGCAGAACCUGUGCGAGAUGUGAUUUUGAGGACGAAACCAAAUGGUUCGACUUAUUUCACACAACGCGUUGUACGAGAGAAAUUGAAGAGAUGCGUGUGGAGUUCAAUAAUUGGCAUUUGCAGAUUUCACCCAACGACGGAUUGCCACAGAAAAUCUGUUCCGAUUGCUUUUCGAAAUUUUGUAAUGUGUUUACCUUUCGGAUGCAAUGCCAGCAAGCACAAGUGAAGCUAAAUAAUAUAUUCGAUAAGAUCGAAACACAAAGUAUGGACGAUGACCGCUUCGAGGAUAAUCUUGAAGAAUUAAGUGCUCAGCUGUUGCGAAUUGUAGAGGAAAAUGAACGACAAAUAACGAAUUCAUCUUAUAACGAACAAAACUGCCAAAUAGUUGAUUGUACUGCCGCUGGUGUUGACACCACCGUUUUGCCCAAUGCCACUCCUUCAGCAGCUGCCAUAGUGAUGUUGGAUAUGCUUGAUGAAAAUUGUGCUAACAAUUACACCACCACCGCCACGGCAACGACUAGAUCCAGUGGAGUGUGUGAGAGAGUCGAACAGUAUACUGAUGACAUUUUAGCAGCUCAAACAGAGGUUUCACCUAAAACAAUCGAAGACUCUUUCUUGGCAAAAACAAUUUCAAUAACAAACGAAAAUAAUGCAACUGCUGCCGCCAUAACUGAAGCUAACAUUUACACUGCCGGCGUUGAAUGUCAAAGUGAAGCGGAAAUGCAAAUGACAAAGGUGACGACUGUAACUGUUAAAACAAUGGCAGUCGAUAAAGAAGUGGAAGAGGUAAUAGUAGAAGAAGGAAAUAAAAACGAAAAUGAAAUAGAAUUAAAAAUGGAACACGAAGAGGACGAUAUAAGCGAGCAAAUACAUUUACACGUAGAUGAUAUAAUUGAAGAAGAUUUUACGCUCGAUGAUCAACUGGUGGAGGAGAAGGCAGAGACAACAUUAAGUGCAGACAGAUCAUUGGACCGUGUCCUUGCUCAAGAUGGCUGCUAUUUAAAUGUAAUGAGCGGAAAUGUGUCACAACCUGAAGGUUAUGCCGAAGAAAGUGUGCCUUUUGCGGAAGCUGUUGAAGAUGAGAAUGACCUUUAUGAAGAAGAUGAAGGAGUAUUGGAAGCAUUCGAACCCGUCACACUCCCAACGAAUACCUACCAUACAAAUAACAAUACUAUUUUAGCAUCACAAUAUGUCUUUCACUCGUCUGCUACGAACAAUGGCUACAGUCAUACAGUGGGCCAACCACCGGAUGUUAGCAUUGUUUAUGAGUGUAAAUACUGCCACAAAACCAAAGACACGCCAAGCACUCAUUUCGAAACUCAACAGACACUACUCGAGCACAUAACAAACACGCACAACGCCGAAUAUCCAUUUACAUGCCCGCAACGCGGUUGUACGGAGGGUUUUCGCGACGCCGCCUCACGCACGGUCCACAUAAAAAGCGAGCACGUGGCCAAACAUUAUGAGUGUGAUGUGUGCGGCAAAAAGUAUGCCGAUCGCUUUAACUUACGCCAUCACUACGAGAAGUUCCACAGCGAGACCGAUUUUGGGUGUGACACUUGCGAUAAGCGUUUCUAUUCGCGUAAAAGUCUUAACUACCAUAUGAAGUGGCACAAUCCGGAAUUGUUGUUGCACUGCAGUCACUGCGAUCGUUUGUUUAUUAAUCAGCGACACUUGAAGUGUCACGAAGAAACGCACAACGGGGUGAGGAAUAGUGAAUUUUGUACGUUUUGUGGUAAAACAUUCAUUCACUUGAAAACUUUGCGUUGGCAUUUGUAUCGGCAACAUGGCGGCGAAAAACCAUACAAGUGCGGCCACUGCACUGAGGUUUUCGCCUCGUACCUGGAGAAGCGUAUACACAUGCUGGAGAAUCAUUUGGAGAACCUCACCACCAUCGAACGCACCGAAUGCAUGCUCUGCCGAGAACGCUACGAAGAUGAACGCGAGCUGAGCGAACACAUACGUAGCAAACAUGUUGAAAGGCCGAAGUCUUCCGUGCUGCUAAUAGCGAACAAUAAACGAGUGGUGCGCAGUAAGCGACAGAAGAAUUAUAGUGGAAUCUUCCAGUGUGAUAUUUGCGCGCAGCGUUUCAAUAUGAAAUCGGCGUUGGAGCGACACGCGGCGGUGCAUUCAAGUAUUGGCAGACCGCACAAAUGCCCGGUGGAGUCGUGUGCGAAGCGUUUCAAGCGUGCGCAGGAUAUGAAUUGGCACAUGAAGACGCAUUCGAACGAGAAGCCGAACAUUUGCGAUGUAUGCGGCAAAGGAUUUGCUCUGAAAUAUGUGCUGAAUCAGCACAAGCGGAGCCAUGAAGUUCUUGAGAAAAAUUUCAAAUGUGUGAUCUGCGGACGUGCCUACCUCUUUGAGAAAUCACUGCGUGUGCAUGAACGAGUUCACACGGGCGAUACCUACUACCGCUGCGAUUUGUGUGGCGAAAACUUUGUUACGCACAUGAAAUUCAAAACGCAUAUGAUGAAAAAGCAUGAUCCGGAGACAACAAAUCUUGAGGAUUACAAUUUGGAUGCCUUUGAAGAACAGCUAUAUGAACAGUAGAUGGACUAGAAUUAUUUUAUAUGCAUUAACUACUGAGCAAAAAAUAGUAAGACUUUAUUCUUAAUUUUAAAAUUAUUAAUUUAUU